AUGACCUCGCGGCGCCUCUCGCUUUUCACCCUGGCUCGACGAUACGUGUUUGAAUUUGCUAUUAUCCGCACACAAUUCCUCCGAACAACCAGCCCCACCUGGUCAUUCCCGAGAGCAUUCUGCCAUUCGUCGAGGACCAUGGAGAGACCGGUUGAUCCCUCCAACCUGGUGCAAUUCCGCGGCACGGACUAUCAGGUCAUCAAGGAGGGCCGGGCGCAUAUCCUCAACCCUCCUGCGCAGGAAGCCGCCUCCAAGGCAACGAGGAGGGACCUCAAGGACGACGACGAGUCGCAAUCAGUUUUCUACAACCCGAUUCAGCAGUUCAACCGUGACUUGAGUGUUCUGGCUAUCCGUGCCUAUGGAGAGUCUCUGUUGGACUUAAAGAAACAGAAGUUCAAGAAGCGCACAUCGGGGAAGAAGCGGAAGCGCGAGGCGGAGACGGAGGACCAACCAUCCAAGUCGGCCGCGGAGGGCACCAAUGAAGCAAAGCUGGAGGUCAGCGACCAGACUGGCAAUGGACAGUCUGACUCCACGACAGAGCCUUCGUAUACCAUCCUGGAUGCCCUAUCUGCAACGGGUCUGCGCGCACUACGCUACGCCUCAGAGCUUCCCGUCUCUAGAGUCGUGGCCAAUGACUUGUCGGCCUCUGCAAUCAAGUCAAUGAAGACGAACAUUGAGUAUAAUGAGCUACAAGAUCGGAUUCAACCCAACCUCGGUGAUGCGCGUGCAUACAUGUACGGCCUAAACGCACUUCAAAAAUUCGACGUGAUCGACCUGGACCCUUACGGCACUGCAUCCCCGUUCAUCGACGCCGCCAUCCAGGGAGUCAGGGACGGCGGUCUACUCUGUGUCACUUGCACCGAUGCUGGUGUUUGGGCCUCGACUGGCUAUCCGGAAAAGGCAUUCUCUCUGUACGGGGGUGUGUCGAUCAAAGGCUCGCACUCCCACGAGGGCGGACUGCGACUGAUCCUGAACUCACUUGCCAUGUCGGCUGCCAAGUAUGGGCUUUCCAUUGAGCCUCUGCUUUCCUUGUCAAUUGACUUCUACGCGCGUGUGUUUGUCCGCGUAUACCGCUCUCCCGCGUUAGUCAAGUUCACUGCCGGCAACUCGAUGCUUGUUUACAACUGCGAUGCCGGAUGUGGUGCUUGGAGUACACAGCCCAUCGCCGCCACGAAGCAAAGGCUUGACAAGAAGGGAAACCCCUUCUAUCACUUUGGUCUGGCGCAGGGUCCUUCGGCUGGCCCGCACUGCGAGCACUGCGGCUUCAAAACUCAUCUCGCGGGCCCUAUGUGGGGAGGUCCGCUGCACAACCCUCACUACAUCCAGAAGAUCCUGGCUCUUCUUCCUACACUCGAUCCUGAGAUCUACCAGACCAUUCCUAGAAUCGAGGGCAUGUUAACCACCGCUAUGGAAGAAGACCUGGAUCUCACUCCUGUACCGACCAAAACCGGCAACCAGCAGCAGAACACCGAGGCUGAGACAGCGAAGACCCACGCCCAAGACUCUGAAUAUCCUGCCAUUGUUCCGCGUAUGGACCCUGCUGCUCGGGAUCCGUUCCCUUUUUACUUCACCCUCAGCGCUCUUUCUAAAGUCCUCCACUGCUCUACCAUCCCCAUCGAUGAGUUCCGCGGCGCCAUCCGCUCCUGUGGCUACCGUUCUACUCGGAGCCAUGCCAAACCGAACUCGAUCCGCACCGAUGCCCCCUGGAGCGUAAUCUGGGAGAUCAUGCGUGAAUGGGUUCGCCAGCACUCCCCCAUCAAGGAAAGCUCCCUGAAGCCCGGGACCCCCGGUGCCGCGAUAAUGGCCAAGAGCCGUGAUAACCUGCGCAAUGUGCAUGGCGGGGACCAGUGGCUGGCGCUGAUGAAGAGGGAUCUCCUCGAUGCCAUCGAGUCUGGGAAAGAUGUCAGUGACCUGGUUACCAAGGUGGAAGCCUCUCUGUACCGGUCCGGAUCACGUCAGGCAUCGAAGCUCGCAGCAGGCUCUUCGGACGAGGUGCUCCCCGAUGCUGAGCCCCAGCCUGCCGAUACCACGAAGAAACCCAUUGCGCGACCUUUUGAGCGGCCGCAUCCCAGCACCCUAGAAGUCAGGUUUGACGCAGCUUUGGGGCGCGAGGCAUCAGCGGCGCACACGAAGAAGCGUUUAGUGCGGUAUCAGAUCAACCCGCGUGCCAAUUGGGGCCCGCUCAAUCGUGCUGCCGUGGCCUCAAAAUGA
Messenger RNA from Penicillium cinerascens, 2211 nucleotides. Its product is annotated as tRNA (guanine26-N2)-dimethyltransferase. Gene Ontology annotation, molecular function: RNA binding. Gene Ontology annotation, cellular component: nucleus. Gene Ontology annotation, biological process: tRNA N2-guanine methylation. The transcript has a single exon. Bases 1 to 2211 code for a protein of 736 amino acids. The record is from RefSeq and is a predicted model, not a curated record. NCBI's taxonomy places the organism in Eukaryota, Fungi, Ascomycota, Eurotiomycetes, Eurotiales, Aspergillaceae.